UGUAUUUGUGUGAUGUUUCAGGUCUAUAUAAGGAGUACGGACAAAGACCGGACCUUGAUGAGUGCCUACUGUGUACUCAGUGGAAUGUUUCCUCCUUUAAAUGGUAGUGACGAGCAGUGGAACACAGAAAUCAACUGGCAACCAAUUCCUGUCCACACGAUACCAUUAGAUGAAGAUUUUUUGUUGAAUACACAAGCUCCUUGCCCAAGAUUCAAUGAACUUGAAGCUGAUUUUUUUAAAAGCGAAUUUGUAGCCAACUUCACCUCACGAUAUCAGGAUCUCAUCAACAAUGCUUCCAAACUGUCUGGACUUCCGCCAACUUUAGUCGGGCUGAUGAUUAUUGUAGAUACCCUCUUCUGUGAGUAUACACAUCACCUGAAUAUGUCUGAAUGGGAGACAGUCCUACCACUUCAUCCACUUGUGAUUCAACUUCUGGACUACGAAAACACUUAUUUAUUUUACACAGAGGAGAUGGCCAAACUAAGAGGAGGCAAGUUUUUAUUUAUCAAAUCAGAUGGUACUUGUUUUAAGCAUACAAAAAUAAUUUAAAAGUUUGUCAGAAAGUUCAGGGUCACAAACAAGAUUUAUUCUGGUUGAACCUAUAUACAUGUAGUCACAUUGUAGAUAUAACAAGCCACUGUACAUAGAUCACACAAAUAUCUAAUUGUCUAAUUAUCUAAUUGUACUGGUGUGUGAAAUUGGGGCCAUGAUGGCAGAGUGGUUAAGGUGUCCCAACACUUUAUUACUAGCUCUCCACCUCUGGGUGGCAAGUUUGAAACGUACGUGUGGCAGUAGCAUGGUACUGACCAUAGGUCGGUGGUUUUUCUCCAGGUACUCUGGCUUUCCACCAGCUCCAAAACCAGGGAUGUCCCUGGCUGUUGAUAGGACGCUAAACAAA
Messenger RNA from Pecten maximus, 898 nucleotides. Its product is annotated as lysosomal acid phosphatase-like. The transcript is spliced from 4 exons. Gene Ontology annotation, molecular function: phosphatase activity. The record is from RefSeq and is a predicted model, not a curated record. The coding region runs from base 13 to 549 and encodes 178 amino acids. NCBI's taxonomy places the organism in Eukaryota, Metazoa, Mollusca, Bivalvia, Pectinida, Pectinidae. Gene Ontology annotation, biological process: dephosphorylation.